Molecule: messenger RNA, 2780 nt
Organism: Varanus komodoensis (Komodo dragon)
Lineage: Eukaryota; Metazoa; Chordata; Lepidosauria; Squamata; Varanidae
Exons: 2
Coding region: 60-1805 (581 amino acids)
Molecular function (GO): hydrolase activity; nucleic acid binding; metal ion binding
Source: RefSeq, a predicted model, not a curated record
UCGGGCAAUAAAUACACGAUGAGUCUGAGAGGCGCAGGCAUUUUCAAGAUCCCCCAGCCAUGGCGUUCCUGCGGCUUGUGGUUUACACUAUUCUGCUGCCAUGGCCAGUCCUGGCAGAAGUGCGGCAGAACUUCGAGAACUGCAAGCAAUUUUUCUACAAGGCACAAGCACCAACGUGGCCUUCUGAUGUGCAGCUAAAACACAUUUGUCAGUAUUAUGAGAACCAUUACUAUUUUGCUACUCUGUACCAUCAAGGCUUUCGAAUCCCAUACUGGUCAGCUUACACUUUGAAGUCUGGCGACAGCAAUCCGGGGAGGAGGAGCACCUGGUACAUAGAGCCUCUGCUCGCCUUCCCCUCUGCGCCAUCCGAGAUGACCACUGAGGCCGUGGCGGUGGAGAGGGCAGUGCAGGCCGCAGUGGACAACGCAAGAACGUGGGGGAUACCGGUGGAUGUGAGGGAAAUAAAGAGCCAGAAACAGGAGGACCUGAAGCAAAGCCAAGCUCUGAACGUCGACUAUGAAAACACUGCUUACGAUCGGGGGCACCUGAACCCAAACUCCUUCCAGAGUGGCAAUGGGCGAGACGCCACCUUCACGCUGACCAAUGCGGUGCCCAUGGAUUCCUGCUUCAACCAGAUCCGAUGGGCCCAACUGGAGAAGAUGCUGAGGAGUGAGCUGCUGGAGCACUGUAUUGGAAAUGGAGGGACCCCCUACCUGGUGACUGGAGCUGUUCCCAAUCCUGGGAAAAAAAUCCCGGACCCUUAUUAUGACAAGGAAACGGACUGGACCAGGGACUACAGCAGGGUAUCUGUCCCGGAUUACAUUUGGACUGCCGUUUGCUGUGACAACCCCCUCAAUCAGGAUCUGAAAUUUUCUUUCAGUGUUCUGGCAGAAAACAGCGAAAAACCGUUCCUGCUUGUUCUCCCUGUGCGGAUGUUGGAAAACGACUUGAAACAAUACUAUGAAAAACAUCACACUUUUCCUCCCGGUCAUUCCUUGCGCAUAUUUGCUGAUGACUGCAAUGAAAACAGCGCCACAGGACAGCUAGUUUUAGAAAGGAUAAAAAACUCCGUGUUUCAAAGCUUUCAGGACAUGAUUUCAAAUGGUUAUUCACUGUGGUUUCCAGAAACACAAAUGGCAGGAUCGGACCAACUGCCUUCUCCAGGGACAUCCGGCACCCCAGGGAGCCUGGACUCCCUGCGAGUGACUGACAUGAAGUUCUCGCUGGGCUUCCGUGACCGACAAGAAUGGCACAACCACUAUGAGAAGCUCUAUUCAGAAAACAACAUGGCCUGUGUGCUCUCGUCUAUCAGUGGCAGCCCCAUGUUCAGACAGCGGAGGUCGACAGACCCAUCCUGGUCCAAAGUGUGCACUAUCCAGCAGCAAAAACAAAGAUCUGGGUCUCCCGUCUCCGCCAAAGGGUGGAGAUGCGUUUGGCAAAACUGUGACUACCAUGGAGAGAGUUACAAGUGGUGCUCCACCUCCUACAAGAACACCUGGGACUACUGCUGCACGGAAAAGUGUACCCUGAACCCAAGCACUGGAAAGCACAAGUGUCGUUCCGGAAGUAAAUCGGAGGUGGACUGCUCGCCUCAGUACUCCAUGGUGACCGUCACCGGGAAGCCCUGUCGCCCGGAUCACCCCUGCGGCCUUUACGAGGCAGAUUAUUACUGGUGCUACACAGACUACAAGGAUAGCUGGGAGCACUGCUGCGCCCCACAGCACCACUGCGAUUACUACGGUUAUUCUUACACGUGGUGUUACGUUCACGAUGGAACCGGUCUUUCGAAGGAGUGCACACCUUAGACCAAGAACGGUGGGCUUCCGGGCGCCUUCAUCCCUGGUUCUCUCUACUUCCAUGGACUGGAAACAGAAUUUUCCAGAACAUGGGCAAACGUUUCUCACUGUCAAGCUAUCCUGUAUCCAGCUAUCCGUGCAAGUAUCGAAUCACACCUGCGUGAAAUCAGCAAACACCUUCUUUUCCUUCUCCACUUUAAUAAAUGAUGAUUCAAGUAAGCCAUCUCCGGAAUGGCACAGACCACGGGCCAUUGCAGGAGCACGGCUGGAGGCCAGCGCAGCUGAGAAUUCCUGCAUGCCAAGCCAACCUGGACCUUCACAACCCCUCCCACGGACCCGCUUUCUCUCCCCACUGCCCCACACCCUUUCCAAGGACACUGUUCCAACCUCAGAGAAGUUCAGAGCACUGAAGCCACGGCAGGGCUUGGGUGGAGGGAGCGAAUCCUAAUGUCAGGCCUCGGCUGACAUCAGUGCUGUCACUGUCUCACUGACGAGCGCUUGUGGCUGUGCUGCCAUAACGGAAAGGAAAGAGCGGCCCAGUGCAGCUCUUGACUUCCACAUCAUCUCAGGCGGAGUGCAGGCCAAAACACCAGGUGUCGGAGGGAGGGGGUGCACAGACGGUAACAGAAAGCCCUUGCAUGGGCUGGCUCGGGUUUGCACCGCUGUUGGGACUGUUGGGUUCAUGCUGUCGAUCAUGUCAGUGAGCAUGACAAGGAAAGGGAGGAAGGAUCUGGCAGGACUAGGAAGCUCUUGGGAGGAUACAGUUCAGUCAAAGGGAAGCAAAGCCAGUGAAAAUGCAAGGGGAAAAAUAUGUCCUUGGACGCAGGUAACCAAUUCUGUUGCAGCCUUCCAAUUUUUCAAGUUCUGUUCAUGCCCCUUGCUGUAGCUUAGAAUUGGAGCUUGGUUCCCUUGUACGGUACCCCUAGAGAGGAGACAGCACGCUUCUAUUCACUAAACUGGGUUGUGCCGUCCCCUCUUUGUGAU